CCCUCGACACUGCCACCACACUGAUCGUUGCGUGGCAAGCCAGUCACGACUCGCAAGGAGUAGCCAUGCAGGGGGCCAUGCGGAGACUCGUGCGCGUCCUCGUGGCGCUCGGCGUGGUCGCCGCGGCGGCGGCGCAGCAGGCCCCGACGGCGGCGCCGGCCACGCCGACGCCCACGCCGGCGACCCCCGCGGCGCCGGCGCCGGCGGCCGCGUCGAGCAACAUCACGGGCGUGCUGGCCAAGGGCGGGCAGUUCAACACCUUCAUCCGGCUGCUCAAGUCCACGGGCGUGGCGUCGCAGAUCGACAACCAGGUCUCCAACGGCGGCAACGGGAUCACGGUGUUCGCGCCCACGGACAACGCCUUCACGUCGCUGCCCUCCGGCACGCUCAACUCGCUCUCCGACCAGGACAAGAACGCGCUCGUCCAGUACCACGUCGUCUCCACCGCCAUCCCCCAGUCGCAGUUCGACACCGUCAGCAACCCGCUCCGGACGCAGGCCGGCAGCAGCUCGCCGGGGGAGUACCCGCUCAACGUCACCGCCGUGGGCGGCCAGCAGGUGAACAUCUCCACGGGGGUCGUCAACGCCACCGUCGACAACACCCUCUACACCGGCGACAGCCUCGUCGUCUACCAGGUCAACAAGGUGCUGCUGCCGGCGAAGCUCUUCGGCACGGCUGAGGCCCCCGCGCCCGCGCCGCUCGCGCCGGCCAAGAAGAAGGGCAAGACGCCGGCGUCCGUCGCGGACUCGCCCGAGGCCGAGGCGUCCCCGGACGCCACCACGUCGCUCGCCGCGGCGAGGGUGACGGGAGGUGGCCUCGCGGCGGCUCUUGCGCUGGCCGCCGUGUGGUGGGGGCUGUAGUGACGGCGAUGAGAGUGUGAGAGAUCCCCGUGACGUCAUCCGUGCCAUCUUUUUGUAUACUUUCUUUUUUUCCCGCAGGUCUUGUUGGUCUUUUCUUUUUCCCUUUUGGCCAUUUUUGGAUGAAUUAUUAUUCCUUGCCAUUGCAGUUGCUAGGAGUAUUAUUGUCAUGUAAUGUAAUGUUGUCGUCCGAUUUUUAUGUAAUUCUGCUAAAUAAUAUGAGCUGUGUAUAUUGCAGUACCCCGUUGUAUUUA
This is a messenger RNA of Panicum virgatum (switchgrass), 1111 nucleotides long. RefSeq names its product fasciclin-like arabinogalactan protein 11. The coding region runs from base 66 to 860 and encodes 264 amino acids. The transcript has a single exon. NCBI's taxonomy places the organism in Eukaryota, Viridiplantae, Streptophyta, Magnoliopsida, Poales, Poaceae. The record is from RefSeq and is a predicted model, not a curated record.